This is a messenger RNA of Penicillium concentricum, 363 nucleotides long. RefSeq lists its product as uncharacterized. Bases 1 to 363 code for a protein of 120 amino acids. The transcript has a single exon. Lineage: Eukaryota; Fungi; Ascomycota; Eurotiomycetes; Eurotiales; Aspergillaceae. The record is from RefSeq and is a predicted model, not a curated record.
AUGGAAACGUGCACACCGACAAUCCCAUUGGGUCCUGUACCUCGAUACCUCGACUCCCGUAAGUGGACUCUGGGCUCCGGGCGAUCACCAGACCACGACCGAAUCACAAACCGGCUUCGAGAAUCAUUCACGGCCAACCGCAUCGGUGUGAAAGUCAAUAUGAGAAAAAUCGGGGGUGGAAAGAGAGAAAAUCAAGGUAAUUGCACUACGGAGGACCGUCUCUACGCCGAAGUUUGCCUGAACACGGUAAAAGAUAUAGUUGUAAAUUGUUUGCUAUCGAAUUACAUUAUGUUCGAGAUCGCCUCCUUGCACCACUUCCACAACCGUGAGGUCAAGCGUUCCAAAGAACUGAGAAAGGGGUGA